AUGAAGGCCGGUGCCACAGAACCACUAAGUGGCCUGACAGUUGUCCCGGUACGGCACGAGAAAUAUCUUCAAUUGCACAUGAAGUGGAACUCAAGUUUGCCGAAAGACGCAACGUACUCCGUUACUAUCGAGCAUGUUGACACCGAAGCGUGUAUUAAAGACAGUCCCUUUGACGAUCAAAAACAUAUCAAGUGUGCUCCGAUACUUGUUGCUGCGAUAAACACCGACGUUAUCGCUCCAACCGAUACUACUGGACUUUCUAAGCAUGAAUGCUCUAUCCAGCAACUUUGCACCUACUCCAUCCUGGUAGAAGCAUUGAACUAUCCGAGCAGCAUCCGAGAUUUGGUAGUGAUUCCUGAUUGCGUGGAAGGUUUAUGCUCGUGCCAUUAUGUAGACCAUCUUCCGGGGCUUGACAAUAUAACUGGUUAUGUUAAUCUCACCAGCAACGAACUUGUCGUCAGCUGGAAAUUGGGCACCUACAACAUUAACGAGUUACCAACCAAUGCUGAACCGCAAUUUAUCCAGAUUCGGGUCCGGCGAGGUACGAACAGCGAAUUAAGUUGGGGUGGGCAACAUAGCAGUAUUAAAGAGGUAACUGUGCCGCUCGGCGUCGGCUCACAUAGUUUUGACAUCGGUGAGCUACCUGGUGCAAAGUACAUUUUUUUAGUGUACUUGAAAGUUAUCGAUAGCCAGAAGUGUGAGCGUGAGGCCAAUCCGUUAAAAGUAACUCUACCAGACAACGAUUCGAAGACUGGUUCGUCAAAUCAUCUCGAAGUGCAAACUUCAACUUCGCAACAUCCUCUAUUCGUGAUUGCUGUUACCUUGGCAGUCAUAGCCGGUAUCGGAAUCGGAAGUGCACUAUUAUUCAUUCACAAACGACGAUCAAAAAAUCGACGAGAGCCCGGAUGGAGAGAAGUUUGCGUUCGAUCCAGUGGGGAACAUUCGGCGAUAAUAAUGUCCGAUAAUGUACUCUACGUAGAUAUGGAAAUUGAGUACGCUAGAGCGCGAGGCAAGGCGGAUAAUUUGGAGGUUCCCCAUUCGUCCUUGCGCAUCGGUCGAGAAAUAGGAAAAGGGGCUUUCGGACGGGUGUUCAUGGCCAGCGCAUCAAAACUACCGAAUAUCAAUGGAACGCAAAUCGUUGCCGUCAAGCAGCUCAAGCGAUCUCCUUCAGCUGGUCAGUAUGACGAGUUUCUAGACGAAAUAACAAUGAUGAAGAGAGUUGGCCAGCAUCCGAAUAUCGUCACUCUGCUAGGCUGCUGCACAAUCAAAGAGCCGCUGACAAUGAUAAUGGAAUAUGUUGGUUGCGGCGAUCUGUUGGAGUAUUUGCGUAAAAUCAGAGCCAAACAUCUAGCGAAGGUACAACAGCAAGCGAUCGCCCCCCAAAUCGAGCAUGCCAAUUUGGUGCAAAACAAUCCGACAAACAACUUGUUCAGUCCCAUGGGAAAAUAUUUGGACCUCGUGCACACAUCCUCCAACUCAGAGGCAUCCUAUAUCACGCAAAACGAUACGAAUAACACCCGGCCGUCACUCGCAGAAACCACGUAUACAAUGCUCAGCGGUUCUCAGGCAGACAGCGUUAACGUUACUGAUAGCAGCCGGUCUUCUUUGGAAUAUGUGCUGGAUAACAAGGAGCUGCACAACUUCGCUAAGCAAAUAGCUUGUGGGAUGGAGCAUUUGGAAGAACUAGGAAUCACACAUCGAGAUUUGGCGGCACGCAAUAUUCUUAUCGACGAGCGUAAAACGUUAAAGAUAUCGGAUUUCGGAUUAUCCCGCAAGGGAAUAUACAUCAAUUCUAUAAACAAAAAGGUUCCGCUGCGUUGGCUCUCCAUCGAGGCAAUACGGGACAAGCUGUACUCCAACAAAAGCGACGUUUGGGCCUUCGGAAUUGUGCUGUGGGAGAUAGGAACGUUAGGUGGUUAUCCGUACCCGGACGUUGGCAACCACGAGCUGCAGAGUUUUCUGGAGCAAGGGAAGCGAUUGGAACGCCCCGAAAACUGCACUCCGGAGGUAUAUGAACUAAUGCUACAGUGUUGGCGUGAGGAUCCCCAACAACGGCCGUCGUUCGAGCAGAUAUCGAAGCAAUUGGAUCCACAUAAGAAAAUUUACAUCGACUUUAGCGACAUCGAACCGACUUACGUGUUUCCCCCGACCAGCGAUCAGUUGCGUUUGGCUAUGGUCAACAACAAGUAAGCCGAUUUGAACGAUAUAUUUGAAACGUUAAACUGUUAUCUGGGACGUGCCAUCAUAGUGUCCGAACCGAUUUGCGGCCAAACAAUGUAUGCUGUCCACGUUAAGAUUUCCGCUGUGAGCUUACUGAUGUGAUGGGAAAUUACGGUUUCAGUCUCACUCAGCAUGUUCCGAGUUUAUUGUAGUGUUAGUCUUAAGGUUCACUGGGCCAU
Molecule: messenger RNA, 2399 nt
Organism: Anopheles cruzii
Lineage: Eukaryota; Metazoa; Arthropoda; Insecta; Diptera; Culicidae
Product: platelet-derived growth factor receptor alpha
Exons: 18
Coding region: 1-2190 (729 amino acids)
Biological process (GO): positive regulation of kinase activity; protein phosphorylation; cell surface receptor protein tyrosine kinase signaling pathway
Cellular component (GO): signaling receptor complex
Molecular function (GO): transmembrane receptor protein tyrosine kinase activity; ATP binding
Source: RefSeq, a predicted model, not a curated record